AUCAAAACGACUCGGCAUCAACAAAUUAAAUAAACUGAAAUAUGCCGGCCAGGAUCGCGAGAAGCUCACUGUCGGCACCUGCAGCUAAAGCUCCUAGGAAAAAGAGGAGCAAAUUCGCCAAACGGUCGCUCAAUGCAUUUGCUAUCGCUGAGGCUGAGGAUCCCGAGAAACCCAAGAUACGCCGCAACCGGCUGGGACAUGUCGAAGACGAUGGUCCACGAAUUAAGAGACGUCGCAUGUCUGGUAACGACGAUGAUGAUGAGGGCAAUUUAGCCGAAGAGCCAUCUGCAAAGAGGAGAGCUAGAUCCGGUGAAUCGAGUGCAAGCGAAGAGAGCGAUGAAGAAGGUCAUAGGUGGAAGGUUGGCAUUGUGGACGAAGACGACGAUAGUGAUAUCGACAGCGAAGAGGCGUUUGGGGAGAGUGACGAGGAGAAAUUUGAAGGUUGGACGUUUCGAGGGGGCUCUGGCGCAGUGAAUAAGGCAUCAAAAAGGAAGCCACAUUUGAAAAGGGAUGAAGAAACCAAUGAGAUGAAUCUGGAAGAAGAAGAAGAAGAAGAAGAGGCUGAGAAAGAGUCCGACGACGAAAGUUUGGGCUCAGACGCUGUUGAUCUGGCAACUAUGCUGGAUAACUAUGAGCCGAGUGGAGAUGAGGAGUCUGGCUCCGAAAGCAAUGAUGAAGCUGAACACAAUUCGGGCGAGGGCUAUGACGACACUGCGCCUUCGGACUACAGCAUGUCCGAUGCAGAGGAUGAGGAUCAAGCAGACAAAGCUGCUCGUCUUCAAAAUCUUGUGUCCAGCCUACAUCCCACGGCCAAAACGACAAAGAAAGCCCGUGAAAUCGACGCUCACGAGUCUCGUACGCCCUCUACUGCUGGUCUUGUUGCUUCUGAGAAGUUCGACAUCAACGAUUUCCUGGCCACAACAUCUGAUCCUUCAGUUAAGCAAGUGAGCAAAGAGCUGGGUGUGCUUCCUAAAGCGUCCUCAUCUUCCAAAAAGAGUCUGAAGCUUGAACCCAGUCUUCCGAAGAGACAAAGGGAUCGUCUAGACCGUAUCGCGGCGAACGAGAAGGCUAAGGAGACUCUCGAGCGCUGGGUCGAUACUGUGAAACACCAGCGACAGGCAGAACACUUGUCCUUCCCGUUGAUGGAUGCCAAUGAAGGAAAGUCGUCAAAGUUUUCGUUGGCAGUCACGCAACCAUCCCAGAAGCCAUUUAACGACUUGGAAGCCACAAUUCAGAGCAUCAUGGUCGAGAGUGGGCUGAGCAGUGGGAAAAAAGAUGAGGAAGAGGAAAAGUUGCGAGAAUUCGAGGAGCUAGGCGUGAACAAACUGCCGCUUGAGGAGGUACAAGCACGUCGUGCUGAGCUUAGGAAGGCGAGGGAGCUGUUGUUCCGUGAAGAAGUUCGCGCCAAACGCAUCAAGAAAAUCAAGAGCAAAGCAUUCCGGAGAAUCAAGCGCAAGGAGAAAGAAAGGCUCGCCGCAAUUGAUAGAGACGCAUUUGCGGAGGGUGGAGGUAUCGAGUUGGACGAGGAAGAGAGGGAAAUGGCAGAACGGAGGAGGGCAGAGGAGCGUAUGCGCCUCAAACACAAAGACAGCAAAUGGGCAAAGCAGAUGAAGAAGAGUGGGCGGACUAUAUGGGAUGACGAGGCGAUAUCUGGCGUCGUCGAGAUGGCACGCAAGAGCGACGAGUUGAGGCGACGAAUUGAGGGCAGGGAAGUUCGAGAUGAAGAUGCGAGUGGCGACGACCUGUUUUCUAGUAGUGAAGACGAUGAAGACGCGGUGGAUGGUGACGAUGAUGCAGCGGAAUUUAGACGACUGCAGCGACAAAUGCAAAGGGCUGAAGAGGACGAGCAUGUGGAUGAGAAAGCAAGUAAGCUGUAUGGAUUAAAGUUCAUGCGCGAUGCGGAGGCGAGGAGAAAGAAGGAGAAUUUAGAGGCACUGAGACAGAUAAAGAAGGAACUCAACGGGGAUGCCGAGGCCACAGAUAGUGAGGAAGAGGAAGCAAAUAUUGGCCGCAAGAUCUUCGCACCGAAUGGUCAUGCACAAAGUAAAGCCUCAGGGGCGAAAAGAGAGAUUCGAGGAGAGUUCGAGGAGAAGGAAUCGGAGGGUGAGGACGAAGUCGAAAUUGUGACGGACAAACCCAUCGCUGAGGCUAAUGGAACUGUGAGUCAUGCGUUAACGGCGCAAUCGAGCAAAGGUACGGAAGAAACACGUCCAACUUCUGAAGCAAAGCCUUCAGCAAGAGGGGGAAAGUCUAGAGCGGAUCGUGGAGACACCGGAAUCGAGCUGCUACCAAGAGAGAAACACUCCCAGCCUGAUUCCGAUGGCUGGAUUACAGUCACGUACAAUGACUCCGACAACGAAACGAACUCAGCAGAAGCAGAGGACGGAAACGCAUCCAUGGACCAAACGGAGAUUCUACGUCGUGCCUUCGCCGGUGAUGAUGUUGAGGACGCCUUCGAAGAUGAGAAGAACGCCGAUAUUGAAGAGGAUGCUCCGAAAGUCGUUGACACCACGUUACCCGGUUGGGGCUCUUGGGUCGGCGCCGGUCUCUCCAAGCGCGAGAAGCAGCAACAAAAACGGCCACCACACGCGAACCAGCUCAAAAAGAUCGAGGGCAUCGAACGCAGCAAGCGUCGGGAUGCUAAGCUCAAGGGCGUGGUCAUUAACGAGAAGCGGAACAAAGCAAAUGCACAGUAUCUUGCCAGCGAGCUGCCGCAUGUCUACGGAAGCAAGCAGGAGUAUGAACGCAGCAUUCGUAUGCCUGUGGGAGAAAAGUGGAAUACAACGGUGACCUUCCGAGAGAAUAUCAAACCUCGGGUAUUGAUCAAGCCGGGAGCGGUCAUCAGGCCGAUGGAAAAGCCCCUGAUCUAGAGUAUUAUUGAAUCUAAGCAUUUCAGGCACGGCCUCCUUUCCGAGA
Molecule: messenger RNA, 2916 nt
Organism: Verruconis gallopava
Lineage: Eukaryota; Fungi; Ascomycota; Dothideomycetes; Venturiales; Sympoventuriaceae
Exons: 1
Coding region: 42-2870 (942 amino acids)
Biological process (GO): rRNA processing
Cellular component (GO): nucleolus; small-subunit processome
Source: RefSeq, a predicted model, not a curated record